Messenger RNA from Brenthis ino (lesser marbled fritillary), 453 nucleotides. NCBI's taxonomy places the organism in Eukaryota, Metazoa, Arthropoda, Insecta, Lepidoptera, Nymphalidae. The record is from the annotation of a GenBank genome assembly.
AUGGGUCGUAUGCACGCACCUGGUAAAGGUAUUUCACAGUCGGCGCUUCCAUACCGACGCAGUGUUCCCACUUGGUUAAAACUCACUGCCGAUGAUGUCAAGGAACAGAUUUUCAAGCUUGGCAAAAAGGGCCUCACUCCGUCCCAAAUCGGUGUCAUGCUCAGGGAUUCUCACGGAGUGGCCCAAGUGAGAUUUGUCACAGGCAAAAAGAUCCUGCGUAUCAUGAAGGCUAUGGGCCUUGCCCCUGAUCUACCAGAGGACUUGUACUACCUGAUCAAGAAGGCUGUUGCCAUGAGGAAGCACUUGGAACGUAAUAGGAAGGACAAAGACAGCAAAUUCAGAUUAAUUCUGGUCGAGUCCAGAAUCCACAGGCUGGCUCGAUACUAUAAGACAAAGAGUGUGCUCCCUCCUAACUGGAAAUAUGAAUCGAGCACCGCCUCCGCUCUAGUGGCU